GCCCCGCCCUUCCGUUUACGUGCUUUCCUCUAGCGUCGUGAGAGGUUAACGCUCUGCGGCAGCCUCUGCUUACCGUGGCGACAGAAAGCGCGGGAAUUACAGAUAAAUUGAAACUGCGGCUGCGCAGCGUGAGUUCUCAGAAGCUUUCCGGGCCGAACGCGGUCGGGGUUCUUCUCAGACAACUGGGACCUCGGGCGUGGGGACCCCGAGCGCUCUGUCCUUGUUAAAUGGAACAGAAAGAAAUGGAUUUGUCAACAGUUCAUGUUGAAGAAGUACAAAAUGUCCUUAAUGCCAUGCAGAAAAUCUUAGAGUGUCCAAUCUGUCUGGAAUUGAUCAGAGAACCUGUUUCCACAAAAUGUGACCACAUAUUUUGCAAAUUUUGUAUGCUGAAACUUCUCGACCAGAAGAAAGGGCCUUCGCAGUGUCCUUUGUGUAAGAACAGUAUAACCAAAAGAAGCCUACAGGAAAGCACAAGGUUCAGUCAGCUGGUUGAAGAGCUGUUGAAAGUCAUUCGCGCUUUUGAGUUGGACAGCGGCUUGCAGGUUGCAAACAGUUACAACUUUUCAAAAAAGGAAAUUAAUUCUCCUGAACACGGCCAGGAGGAGAUUCCCCUCAUCCAAAGUAUGGGCUACCGGAACCGUGCCAGAGGACUUCGACAGGGUGAGCCUGAGAAGCCCUCCCUGCAGGAAACCAGUCUCGGGGUCCAGCUGUCUGACCUUGGAAUCGUGAGGUCUCUGAGGACCAAGAAGCAGGCACAGCCUCAAAAUAAAUCUGUCUACAUUGAACUGGGGUCGGACUCCUCUGAAGACGCCUCUGAAGACGUGGCUAACAGGGCGGAUGACCACAGUGUGAGAGACCAAGACUUGCUCUUCAGCCUGCAAGGAACCAGGGCCAAAGCUAGUUCACAUCCUGCAAAACAGGGUAACACUCCUUGUGAGGCUUCUGAGAAGGGCACCGUAGACUCUGACCGUCCACACCUCAGCGGUGAAGACGAAAAGCCUGUGGAGAAGCGUGCUGCCAAGAGGCGUCCAGGCAAGCAGCAGGUCGGCCCUGCUCCCGACUUGCGUGUGGAGCCAUGUGGCACCGACACUCGCGCCAGCUCAUUACAGUGCAGGAACAGCCGUUUAUUACUCACUGAAGACAGAAUGGAUGUAGAAAAGGCUGAAUUCUGUAAUAAAAGCAAACAGCCCGGGUUUGCAAGGAGCCAACAGAGCAGAUGGGCUGGGAGCGAGGAGAGCUCCGAUGAUGGGCAGACGCCCAGCACAGAGCAGAAGGCAGAGCCGACCGCUGCGGCCCUCUGUGAGAGAAGAGGGAAGGAGCAGAAACCCCCAUGCUCGGAGACGCUCGGGGAGGCCCAGGAUGUCUACUGGGUCACACUGAACAGCAGGAUUCAGAAAGUUAAUGAGUGGUUUUCCAGAAGUGACAAAGUGGUGGCUUCUGAUGAUGCCUGUGACCGGGAGUUGGAAGCAGAUGCUGAAGAAGCCAGUGCCUUAGAAGAUCCAAAAGGCCAAGGUGGCUUUUCUGGCUCUCUGGAGAAAAUAGCCAUGCUGACCAAUAGUCCUCAGAGUGCUUUGUUCUGUGCCAACAAGCGAGUCUGCCCCAAAGCAGGGAGGAAUGACAUGAAAGAUAAAGUAUUCGGGAAAACCUACCGGAGGAAGCCGAGCCUCCCCAGCUUCACCUAUGUGGCUGAAAAUCUAACUGUAGGAGCAUUGGUUGUCAAACCGCAGGUGACACAAGAGUUUCCCCCCACAAAUAAAUUAAAGCGCAAGAGGAGAAGCAUGUCAUGUCUUCAUCCUGAGGAUUUUAUCAAGAGAGCAGAUUUGCCAGUUGCUCCAAAGACUCCUGAAAAGAUAAAUCAGGGAACGGAGCAAAUGGAGGAGAGUGGGCAGGUGACAGGUACUCCUAGGAAAAGCCACAAGGGUGAUGCAGAAGGGGCUGGUGUUCAGAGACAGAGGAAGCCCAGCCCAGCACAAUCACUGGAAAAAGAGUCUGCCGCCAGAGCAGAGCCCCAGAGCUGCAGCAUAAGCAACAUGGGACUAGAAUCACAUGCCCGUCAUUCAGAGCCACCUAAGAAAAGCAGGCUGAGGAGGAGGUCCUCAACCAGGCAUGUGCCUCACCCCAGCCCACUGGACCACACCGAACUGCAAAUUGACAAUUCUACCAGCACUGAAGAAGUGAAGGAAAAAAGCUCCCACCAAGUGCUGAUCGGGUACAGCCAGAAUCUAUACCUUGCGGGGGAGGGAGAAGCUUCCAUUGGAAUCCCGGAGAGUAAGAAGCCCGCUGAACAAGUAAGGAACAGACCUGCUGAGGAGGCUGUCCCAGAACCAGCGUUAGCAAACACACCUGGUUCUUCUGCUAACAGUUCAGGCCCUGAUAAAGAACUUGUCAACCCUAGUCCACAGAGAGACAAGACAGAAGAGAACCCAGAAACAGUUCAAGUGUCGGAUAAUACCAGAGAUCCCAAAGGUCCAGUGCUAAGUGGAGAAAGGGGUUUGCAAACCGAGAGAUCUGCAGAGAGCACCAGUAUCUCACUGGUCCCAGACACUGAUUAUAGCACUCAGGACAGUUUCUCCUUACUGGAAGCCAACAGCCUCAGGAAGGCACAGAGAGCGUCGCAUCAGUGUGUGACUCAGUAUGUAGCGGUCGCAAAGCCCAAGGAACUGCCUGCUCAUUCUGAAGAUACUGGAAAUGACACUGAGGGUUUUAAUGAUCCAUUGAGACGUAAAGUGAGCCACGUUCAGGAGGCAAAUGUAGAAAUGGAAGAUAGUGAACUCGAUACUCAAUAUUUACAAAAUACAUUCCAGGCAUCAAAGCGUCAGUCAUUUGCCUUGUUUUCCAAUCCAGGAAACCCAGAAAAGAAAUCUACAGGGGUCUGUGCCCACUCCGAGUUCUUUCAGAAACGAAAUCCAGAAGUCACUCCUGAAUGUGAACAAAGAGAAAACAGUAAGGGAAAGAAAGCGUCUAAGAUCAGGCAUGUGCAGGUAGUUAAUGCCACUGCAAGUGUCCCUGUGAUUUCUCAGAAUGACCAGCUAGGUGUUGGUGUCCAGUGUGGUGUCACAGGAGUCUCGAAGCUCCGUCCAUCAUCUCAGGUCAGAGGCUACAAAACUGAACUCGUCGCUGCUGACAAACAUGGAAUUUCACGAAACCCGUGCCAUGUGGCAUCAGUUUCUCGCAUUGGGACAUCUGUUAAAACUGCAUGUAAGAAAAGCCUUUCCAUGUCACCAAAAGAAGCAGUAGAGAGUGAGAGAGUCCUUCAAAGCAUGGUGAGCACAGGUUGCUGUAAGAACAGCAGAGAUCUUGCUCCUAAAGAGGCCAGCUCAGGCAGCGGGAGUGGAGUGGGCUCUGGCACUAAUGAGGUAGCCUCCAGCAAUGAGCACAUGCAGGCAGAAUGGGGGAGAAGCCGAGGGCCGACACUAAAUGCUGUGCUUAGAUCAGGUCUGAUGCAACCUAAAGUCCAGGAGCAAAGUCUUCCUGUGGGUGACUACAAAUGUCCUAAAAUACCACAGCGAGGAGCGAGUGGAGUCGUAGCUCAGGCUGUCCAUGCAGAUUUCUCUCCCUGUCUAAUUUUUGAUAGCGUGGAACAGCCUAUGGGAAGUAAUCCUGCUUCUCAGAUUUGUUCUGAGACACCCGAUGACCUGUUAGACGAAGAGGACAGAAAGGAAGAUGCCAGCUUUGCUGAAGAUGACAUUAAGGAGACUUCUGCUGUGUUUAGCAAAAGUGUCCAGAGAAGACAAUUCAGCAGGAGCCCCAGCCCCUUCACCCAUACAGCUCUGGCUCGGGGUCACCAAAGAAGGGUGAGGAAAUUAGAGUCUUCCGAAGAGAACAUGUCAAGUGAGGACGAAGAACUUCCCUGCUUCCAACACUUAAUAUUUGGUAAAGGAUGCACUACUCCUCAGUCUACCAGGCCCAGCACUGGUGCGACAGAGCGUGUGUCUAAGGGAACAGAGGAGAACGUGGUAUCAUUGAAAGACAACUUACGAGGCUGCACCAGCGAGCCGGUGUCCCCGGAACCUCGGCUGGGCGAAGACAUCAGAUGUUCCGGCAGCUUGUUUUCUUCCCAGUGCAGCAUCUCAGAAGAGUCUGCUGCAAACACAAUCUCCCAGGAUCCCUUGCUGAUGUUGCACCCUCCUGCUGAACAGAACGGGCAUCCCUCUGGAAUCCAGGGUGCCUCUCUGAGCGACAAGGAAGUGGUUUCAGAUGAUGAAGAUAGGGAACCUAGCCUGGAAGAAGGCAGCCAUCACGGAGGGCAGAGCGUGGACUCACCCUUAGGUGAAGCAGCAUCUGGGUAUGAGAGCGAAACAAACCCCUCUGGUGGUUUCUCGGGGCUUUCCUCGCAGAGUAGCAUCCUAACCACCCAGGCUUGUCACAGUGUGACUCUCGUUUUGCAGCAGAAGGACACCAUACAGGACAACUUGCUCAGGCUGCAGCAGGAAAUGGCCCAGCUGGAAGCUGUGCUGGAGCGGCAUGGGAGCCAGUGCUCCAACAGCUCCACCUCCAUCGUCCCCGACUCCUGUCCAGCCGAGGACCUGGCGACCCUGGGACGAUACAUACCAGGAAAAGCAGGAUUUACCUCCGGGAGAAGUAAUGCAUAUCCUGUAACCCAGAGUCUCCAAGCCUGUCCUUCCAGCAAGCACCAAGUGUCCCCAGAUUGUCCUGCCAGUGAAAAUAAGGAGCCAGGAGCUGGAAGGUCGUCCCCUCCUGAGGCCCAGGUGGCUGACAGUCAGUGGUCUGCACACAGCCAGCCCAGGAGGCUGAGGGACAGAGGCUGCCCGGCUCCAGAGCAGCUGGAGGAGGAGGAGGAGCUGGGAGAGUCUGGGCCACAUCAUGCGACAGCACUGGCUCAUUUGCCAAGGCGGGAGCUAGUUGCAGAACCUGCUGGGACCCCUGCUGCCGCUCAGACUUCCAAUCCUGCCAGGGGUGCUUCCAAGGAAGAAGCUGUGAGCAGGGAGGAGCCCGAAUCCUUGUCCUCGGUGGGAGGGGGCCGCAGGAGGCUCUCCAUGGUGGUGUCAGGCCUGACCACCAAGGAGUCGGUGCUCGUGCAGAAGUUUGCCAGAAAACACCACAUUGGGCUGACCAGUCUGAUCACAGCAGAGACCACCCAUGUAGUCAUGAAGACAGAUCCUGAGUUUGUAUGCGAACGGACACUGAAAUAUUUUCUGGGAAUUGCAGGCGGAAAAUGGGUGGUUAGCUAUUUCUGGGUGACCCAGUCGAUGCAGGAACGAAGGAUGCUGGAUGAGUGUGAUUUUGAAGUCAGAGGAGACGUGAUCAACGGAAGAAGCCACCAAGGUCCAAAGCGCGCGAGGGAAUCCCAGGACCGGAAGAUCUUCGGAGGCCUUACCGUCUGCUGCUGCGGGCCCUUUACUAACAUGGCCACAGAUCAGCUCGAGUGGAUGCUGCGGCUGUGUGGGGCGUCUGUGGUCGGAGAGCUCUCGGCGCUGCCCCUCAGUACUGGAGCUCAGUCGGUCGUAGUCAUGCAGCCGGAGGCCUGGACGGAGGACGCGGACUUCCUUGGUGCACUGUAUAAGACUCGGUUUGUUGGGUACGAAUGAAUCUGCCUUACAGUUCUGGAAUGGAACUCAUACCCUCGGACAGCUGUGCCAGGUGCCCGUGGUGACCAGAGACUGGGUGCUGGACAGCGUAGCCCUCCACCAGCGCCAGGAGCUGGAUGCCUACCUCAUCCCCCAGGACCCCCACAGACCCCGCUGACUCCGCCCAUCCAAGGGUCUGGGACCACAGGACCCCGAGGAUGCCCUUCAGAAGUGGCCUUGGCCGGGCACGGUGUCACUAUUGCAUGCCUGUCAUCCCAGACCUCAGGGAUGCUGAGGCAGGAGGAUUGCAAGUAUCAGCCCAUCUGGGCAACUUAGCUAGACACUGUCAAAAAAUGAAAAGGGACUGAGGAUGGAGCUCAGUGGGAGGGGGCUGGGCUCUGCAGGCGGGGGAGCCCCUCUGACUCUUCCUGAAGUCCUGGUUCCAGAUGUCUCCUCCGCAUGGCCUGAGAAGAGCUUCCGGCCACCAAGUGUCUCUUAAAGAUGUUCUGUUUCAGGGCUCCUUUUGAAACCUGCACAGAACUGUGGCAAUUUUUCACCUGCAAAGCACUAAGAACCAUUUAGCCCCACAAGCAACCAAGACACAGGUUCCUUUCCCUGGGCAGAGGCGGGUUGGCGGGGUCCCUGGGUUUGUCUCAGCCCUGUUUGCAUCCAGCCCUGGUUGGGCCUGAGUGGGAGGAGCUGGGGGCCUGAGACCGACCUAAAACUGGGCAGGCACAUAAUGGAGGUGAAUGUGGGGCUCGGGUUCCUUAGAGGAGACCUCCAAAAAUCUACCAGAUGUGCUCUGCAAGAGUUCUUUUCCCAGGAACCAGGGUCCAAGGAGAGGCUUCUCGUUCCCCAGUAGAGGCAAAUCAGAAUGUUUGUUCUCAUCUCCCGGGCAUGUAACCCGUCCCUCUUAACAUCAGCUCUGGCAUGAAUAUAUCAUGGUGCUGAGGGACGGAUCCCACCGGGAAAGGAGCUGUUCCACUCUUUGAGGUAAUUUCUUCCCCCUUGCUUCCCAUUGCUGAACGUUACAGCUUCAUAAAUAAUUUGCUGAAGAAGAGAAAGUGGUUUUCAUAAAGUCCUUAUCCAGAGCCGUUUCUGGUGUGGGAAGGACUGGGUCUUGCCUAGCCCCGGUGUGCAAGGGCAGGCUAGACCUGAUUGUAUGAAACACGUUUGUAAGUGUGCUGUUAACACUGCAAAUAAACUCGGUAGCAAACGCUUCCACCAAGAAUGA
Messenger RNA from Heterocephalus glaber (naked mole-rat), 6762 nucleotides. It is a transcript of the gene Brca1, whose product is annotated as BRCA1 DNA repair associated. Gene Ontology annotation, biological process: double-strand break repair via homologous recombination; positive regulation of transcription by RNA polymerase II; chordate embryonic development. NCBI's taxonomy places the organism in Eukaryota, Metazoa, Chordata, Mammalia, Rodentia, Bathyergidae. Gene Ontology annotation, cellular component: BRCA1-BARD1 complex; BRCA1-A complex; nucleus. Gene Ontology annotation, molecular function: ubiquitin-protein transferase activity; DNA binding; zinc ion binding. The record is from RefSeq and is a predicted model, not a curated record.